Molecule: messenger RNA, 955 nt
Organism: Verruconis gallopava
Lineage: Eukaryota; Fungi; Ascomycota; Dothideomycetes; Venturiales; Sympoventuriaceae
Exons: 1
Coding region: 22-660 (212 amino acids)
Source: RefSeq, a predicted model, not a curated record
UAUCACAAAGUACCCAACAAAAUGCCUUAUAUCUGGCCAAAGGUAGUUACGAUAAUGGAUUCACAGGACCGUCAAAGUCCCCCCGAAAAUGCCGCAAAUACAGAAGGCUCGUUAACCUCACGAACAACGGAUAGAGUACGCGUAAAGAACAGACGGCUACGUUACUUGGAGCUGCACCCUGAAUACUUCGGCCCAUCCUUAGAACUUGCAGAUCCGCUGAUGUAUGAUCGCCUGAUAAGACGGUUUCAGUCAUCUGAAGAGCGUGAAGCAGAAGGAAGGAAGAAGGGCUAUUCCGGAAUUCUGGAAGCCGAUUUGUGGAGAGCAGAGGCUAGGCUUGAUGCACUCCAUAACCCAAAUUCGAGUUCUGUAUUUCAGUACAGGCGAGGAGCAAACGGAGAGGUAUUAGUAGAAGAGCAAGAUGACGUUCCUCAAAGCAAGGAGGAAGGCUUCAGAACAUGGAAAUAUGAGAUGGAGAUGAGGUUUCUUCGCGGCGACGAUGACGACUUCGAUUAUGAUGCCGUGGACAACAAUGAAUUGUUCGAUGAUAAGGCAGAAGAGGAAAGAGUAGAGCUAGAUAAGUAUCUUGCUGAUGAGGAGCCCGAGUUUAUUCUUGAACAUGGACAGGAGCCGCAAGGAGAGACCGGCAUCCAGGAUUUUUAAUAACGGUUCUCUCUCAGCUAAUUAAGUAGAAAACAUCGAUUGGAAACCAAGACAUAUUCUACCGUAGCAGGGCUGUUGGAUUUGGAAGAAAGGUACGGAACCAUCUUUAAACUAGUUGAUCGCAAACCCUAAGUCCAUUUCACGAAUGCUGUAUCUUACCGAAAUGCUUCUGGAACUCACGAAGACUAUUUAUGAUCCAACUAGGCAAAUUGCCUGACGAGAUCUGUAGCCCAGUAUCGCUGCAAUUUACUUUUUAUGGAGAAUAAAAGACUGAUGGCAGCAAGCAUGCUCGUCA